GUGACGUCACCGGACAUUCGGAGCGCCUGCUGGCCAAGAUGGCAUCGUCCGUCUUGAGGUUAGCGAGCCGGCAUGCCCUCUUUUUCCGCCUCAACGCAGGAUUCUCUGUGAGACACGUGGUCCCCAUGACGACGUCAGCGAAGGAAGAAAUGACCAAGUUUUGGGAGAAGAACACCCAAUCUAAACGGCCGUUGUCCCCGCAUCUCACCAUUUACGAGGCCUGGGACAUGGGCAUCGGUUUCAAGAUACCCCAGUUGUACCAGUCUGGUGCCCUGGUUCUCAUCCUGACGGUUUUCUCUUCCCUUGGGAUCGCAGCCAUGUGAAGAGACACACCUCCCCUGCUCACUCCCCAACUUCCUUCCUUAAACUUUGCACACACACACACACACACACACACACACACACCCCACAAAAGUUGGUUCAAUCCAGGACUUCGGUUUGUUAAUUAGAAAAAUAAUGGGACUGGGCUGAAAUCGGCCAAAUUCAUAUUUAUUACACAGUUGUAAUCCGACGGAGGCCAUUCUCCUUGGAUCCUGCUAGGACAGGGGUCUUCCAACUUGACAGCUUUAAGGCUUGUGGACUUCAACUCCCAGAA
This is a messenger RNA of Pseudonaja textilis, 595 nucleotides long. NCBI's taxonomy places the organism in Eukaryota, Metazoa, Chordata, Lepidosauria, Squamata, Elapidae. The record is from RefSeq and is a predicted model, not a curated record.